GCGAUGGAGAGGCUCUGCGUUGCGUGUCUUCUGAUGGUCUCUGUCUCGCUGCCCUCCGAGGGACACCCCUGCGGAGACGGGGGCCCAUGUCCUACUCAGACCCUGGAUGGAAAGGAGUUGACAAUGAUGUUUUAUGACUUCAUGAAAACCUACGGCAAGAUCUAUAAGGACCAGAAAGAAGAGACACAUCGCUUCAAGAUCUUUGUGGAGAACUUGGAGAGGGCCAAGAAGCUGCAGGAAGAGGAGAGAGGGACUGCGGAAUAUGGAGUCACCAAAUUUAGUGACCUGUCAGAGGCUGAGUUCAAGGGUGGAAGCGUCCAGCCAGACAUCCAUCUCAGUUGUCACAAAGUGAACACCAAUAACCAGAUGGAGAACCUUCCCGACAGUAAGGACUGGAGGGAUAGUAACUCAGUUACUAACGUCAAAGACCAGGGAAAAACCUGCAAUUCCUGCUGGGCAUUUGCAGUGGUCGCCAACGUGGAAUCCCAGUGGGCCAUCAAGACAAAGAAGCUAAUCUCGCUCUCUUCUCAGGAGGUCCUAGACUGUGCAGAAGCCGGUAACUGCAGUUGCGGUUAUAUUGAUGUUGCUUUCAAAAGUUUGAUCAGUAAAGGCCUCAUGAGUGAGGAAGACUAUAAGUACAAAGCAACAAUUGAUGACUGUCACAUUAACAAUGCCAAAAUUGUGGUGAAGGUUAAGAGUUGUGAGUACCUGGUGAAGGACGAGACUGCAAUGAAACAGUACGUAGCGCUCAAUGGGACCAUUACAACCCUGGUAAAUCCGAAUGGAUUAAAGGAUUACAACUGCGGCAUUAUCAAAACCCAAGUCCCCUCUCUCGGUAAACAUCACGCAGUGCUAAUUGUUGGCUACGGUGUAGAGUCCAAAGUCCCGUACUGGAUUGUAAAGAACAGCUGGGGAAAAGACUGGGGAGAGGAGGGCUAUUUUCGUAUUUAUCGAGGAGGUAACAUCCACGGAAUAGCAGAAUACCCCAUGACAGCCACAGUGUAGAGGUGGUGCUGAGGAAGGAGCUGAGCUCCCUCUGCUUCGCUGCUGCUCAAUGAACCACGUACACCUGCUUGCAACCACUGGCACCAACCUCCGGGAGCACCGCCUCAAUCCUGGAAUUCCCCUGGCGUUGGACCUCCGGAGGAGCGGUCAAUCUCUCACUGCUCGAGGCGCUGUUCAAAGGCUCAUAGGGCACAGAAGGAGGCCAUGGGACUCACCGCCCCCAUGCUGGCUGUUUGGAAGAGUUAGUCCCCAUACCGCACACCCUCCCUGCUCUCUCCCCACAAACCUGCAAAUUUAUCCACUUCAAGUAUUUAUCCAAUCCCCCUUCUGGAAAGUUCCUAUUGAAUCUGCUUCUGCCGCCCUUUCAGGCAGCGCCUUCCAGAUCACAACCACUCGCUGUGUAAAUUAAAAAUUCUCUACAUCUCCCCCACUCUGGUUCUUUUACCGAUUCUCUUCAAUCUGUGUCCCCCUCUGGUCACCGACCCUCCUGCUACUGGGAACAGCUUCUCCUUAUUUACUCUAUCCAAACCCCUCAAGAUUUUGAACGCCUCGAUUAAAUCUCCCCCUUAACCUGCUCCACUCUAAGGAGAACAAUCCCGGUCUCUCCACAUUAACUGAAGUCUCUUAUCCCCGGUAUUUUGCUGAUAUAUGUUCCCUGUCCCAUCUCUCAGGCAAUUUAGCGAAGAAGGUUAAUGGUUUUCUCUUAAGUUAAUCGCCUGACAGAUGUCCGAAUUCCCUCAGUAACAAGGCUAUCGGUUGUUAGUGUGAGAGGAGAGAGUGUCUCCUUGUAUUCACAGAAGGUAAAUACAUUUGGGACCAGUACUCUCAUUUCCCAGUUUUUACUGGUGUUCCAUUUUUAUGUAUACAAGACCAGGUCAGACCAGUUUUUGCUGGUUUUCCCUUCUGGGGUUUUUACCCACCUUGGAAACCUCAGCUCAUUCUGAGAACCGAGCAAAUAAAUCUCCUGCAAUCUUCUCUGUCCCAG
Messenger RNA from Carcharodon carcharias (great white shark), 1990 nucleotides. Its product is annotated as cathepsin F-like. The record is from RefSeq and is a predicted model, not a curated record. The transcript has 11 exons. NCBI's taxonomy places the organism in Eukaryota, Metazoa, Chordata, Chondrichthyes, Lamniformes, Lamnidae. Gene Ontology annotation, cellular component: lysosome. Bases 4 to 1005 code for a protein of 333 amino acids. Gene Ontology annotation, molecular function: cysteine-type endopeptidase activity.